Messenger RNA from Grosmannia clavigera kw1407, 2886 nucleotides. RefSeq names its product kinesin heavy chain. Gene Ontology annotation, biological process: microtubule-based movement. Gene Ontology annotation, molecular function: microtubule motor activity; microtubule binding; ATP binding. Bases 1 to 2886 code for a protein of 961 amino acids. Lineage: Eukaryota; Fungi; Ascomycota; Sordariomycetes; Ophiostomatales; Ophiostomataceae. The record is from RefSeq and is a predicted model, not a curated record. The transcript is spliced from 3 exons.
AUGUCUGCCGCGAACAGCAUCAAGGUCGUGGCCCGGUUUCGGCCACAGAACCGGGUGGAGAACGAGUCCGGUGGCCAGCCCAUUGUGCGAUUCAACGGCGAUGACACCUGUACCAUUGACACGAAAGAGGCCCAGGGGUCCUUCACGUUCGACCGGGUGUUCGACAUGUCCUGCAAGCAGUCGGACAUCUUCGACUACUCGAUCAAGCCGACGGUGGACGACAUCCUGAACGGCUACAACGGCACGGUGUUUGCCUAUGGGCAGACCGGUGCGGGCAAGUCCUACACGAUGAUGGGCACCAGCAUAGACGACGGUGAGGGCCGCGGUGUGAUUCCCCGCAUUGUGGAGCAGAUUUUUGCUAGCAUCCUGGCCAGCCCGGCUACGAUCGAGUAUACGGUCCGGGUGAGCUACAUGGAGAUCUACAUGGAGCGGAUCCGCGACCUGAUGGCGCCGCAGAACGACAAUCUGCCGGUGCACGAGGAGAAGAACCGGGGCGUGUACGUCAAGGGUCUGCUGGAGAUUUACGUGUCGAGCGUGCAGGAGGUGUACGAGGUGAUGCGGCGGGGUGGCAACGCGCGAGCGGUGGCGGCCACCAACAUGAACCAGGAAUCGUCGCGGUCGCACUCGAUCUUCGUGAUCACCAUCACGCAGAAGAACGUCGAGACAGGCUCGGCCAAGAGCGGGCAACUCUUCCUCGUCGACCUGGCAGGUUCCGAAAAGGUCGGCAAGACGGGUGCCAGCGGCCAGACGCUGGAGGAGGCCAAGAAGAUCAACAAGAGUCUGAGCGCGCUCGGCAUGGUGAUCAACGCGCUGACAGACGGCAAGUCGUCGCACGUGCCGUACCGCGACUCGAAGCUCACGCGGAUUCUACAGGAGUCUCUAGGAGGCAACAGCCGAACGACGCUGAUCAUCAACUGCUCGCCCAGCUCGUACAACGACACAGAGACGCUCAGCACGCUGCGGUUCGGCAUGCGGGCCAAGUCGAUCAAGAACAAGGCCAAGGUCAACGCAGAGCUCAGCCCGGCCGAGCUCAAGAUGCUCCUGGGCAAGGCGCGGACGCAGAUCACGUCGUUUGAGAGCUAUGUGUCCAACCUGGAGAACGAGGUGCAGCUGUGGCGGUCGGGCGAGGCGGUGCCGCAGACGAAAUGGGUACCGGCGCGGGACGGCAGCAGUGUGGUGACGCCGCGAAACUCGAUGGUGGUAGCGGCUGCGGCUGCAUCUGCGGCGUCACCACGGCCGUCGACACCAUCGCGACUCAUUCCGGAGGGACGGGCGGAGACGCCGGGGAUCUCGGAACGGGCAGGCACGCCGUCGCUGCCGAUGGACAAGGACGAGCGGGAAGAGUUUCUGCGGCGCGAGAACGAGCUCCAGGACCAGAUCGCGGACAAGGAGAACCAGGUGGAGGCGUCGGAGAAGCAGCUGCGCGAGGCCAAGGAAGAGCUGCUGAUGGUCAAGGAGCACGACGGCAAGCUGGGCAAGGACAACGAGCGGCUGACGAGCGAGACGAACGAGAUCCGGAUGCAGCUGGAGCGGCUCUCGUUUGAGGGCAAGGAGACGCAGAUCACCAUGGACGCGCUGAAGGAGGCCAACGCAGAGCUGACGGUGGAGCUGGACGAGCUGAAGCAGCAGCUGUUGGACGUGAAGAUGAGCGCAAAGGAGACGAACGCGGUCCUGGACGAGAAGGAGAAGCGCAAGGCGGAGAAGAUGGCGGAGAUGAUGGCGGGCUUUGACCUGGGAUCGGACGUGUUCAGCGACAACGAGAAGGCGAUUGCGGACGCGAUCGAGAACCUUGACGUGCUGCACCAGCUGAGCAGCGAGGGCGACGUGAUCCCGCCAGACGACCUGCGGGCGCUGCGGACGAAGCUGGUGGAGACGCAGGGGAUCGUGCGGCAGGCGGAGCUGGCGGCCUUCAGCGCGCAGUCGAGCGAGUCGGAGUCGCGGCGGCGGGCGGAGCUGGAGCUGCGGCUGGAGGCGCUGCAGCAGGAGUACGACGACCUGGUGACGCGCAACCUGGGACCGGAGGAUGCGGGCGAGCUGCGGGCGCGGCUGGAGAAGUCGCUGACGGACCGACAGACAGCCCAGGCCGAGCUGAUGGAAGAGUUGCGGUCGGAUGUCAACCGGAAGGCGAGCGAGAACGAGCGGAUGAAGGUGGUGAUUGAGGAUCUGCAGCGACAGCUCAAGGCGGGCGCCGUGGCGAGCGGCAGUGUCGGUGUUGGUGGCAGCGGCAGCAACGGCAGCAACAGCAGUGGUGGUGUCGGCAGCGCGGCAGCACAGGCAGCCUUGGCCAACGGCAAGACGGUGGCGCAGCAGAUGGCCGAGUUUGACGCGAUGAAGAAAAGCCUGAUGCGCGACCUGCAGAACCGAUGCGAGCGGGUGGUGGAGCUGGAGAUCUCGCUCGACGAGACGCGCGAGCAGUACAACAACGUGCUGCGGUCGAGCAACAACCGGGCACAGCAGAAGAAGAUGGCCUUCCUGGAGCGCAACCUGGAGCAGCUGACCCAUGUGCAGCGACAGCUGGUCGAGCAGAACUCGGCGCUGAAGAAGGAGGUGGCCAUUGCGGAGCGCAAGCUGAUUGCGCGCAACGAGCGCAUCCAGAGCCUCGAGAGCCUGUUGCAGGACAGCCAGGAGAAGAUGGCCCAGGCAAACCACAAGUUCGAGGUCCAGCUGGCAGCCGUCAAGGAGCGUCUCGAAGCCGCCAAGGCUGGCAGUACGCGUGGCCUGGGCUCGCCGACCGGUCAGGCCGGCUUCAGCUUUGCCAGCGCCGGCAGCCGCAUCGCCAAGCCUCUGCGUGGUGGCGGUGGUGAUGCCCCGGCCGCCAACCCGACGGUGGCCAGCCUGCAGACCAGCGAGAAUAAGAGAUCCAGCUGGUUCUUUCAGAAGUCGUAG